Monoraphidium neglectum is the source of this 1383-nucleotide messenger RNA. RefSeq lists its product as hypothetical. The transcript has 9 exons. The record is from RefSeq and is a predicted model, not a curated record. Lineage: Eukaryota; Viridiplantae; Chlorophyta; Chlorophyceae; Sphaeropleales; Selenastraceae. The coding region runs from base 1 to 1383 and encodes 460 amino acids.
AUGAGCAGGAGCAGCAGCAGCAUCGCCUCAGCCCGCCGCAGUCGCACGGGCUUAGCCUUGGUGGUGGCCCUCGCGGUGCUGGCGCUGGCGCCUGCGGGGGCGCACGCCUAUGGGACAGAGAUCAGCAGCAGUGUGGCGCUCUUCCGCUUUGUGGACCUCAACGUAGCGGAGUACAUCUCGGGCUACAACGCGUCCAGGUGUGUGCACAUGGUCAACCGUGCCGGCCGGACGGGCAGCAUGCGCAUCAACUUCGUGAUCUCACACUAUUUUGUUGACGAGGACAAAGACUUUGUCGUUGACAGAUACUGCCUCAAGCUGUCAAGCUCCCCUGAGUGCACCCCCGCGACCCCCGAGCUGGUGGCAAAGUGGGGGGCGCUCUUCCAGCCCUGCCUCGCCUAUGCCGUGGGCCUCGGCUUCGACAUCGCCUUCACGCCCCAUCUGGACGACGGCCUCAACAACGGCCAGUGGCGCAAUGCGAUGCUCAUCAACCCGCUGCAGAAGUACGGGGGGAUGAGCUACUUUGACUUCGUGAUCAAACCGCUGGCUGACGUGAUGGCGGCCACCCUGCAGCCGAACACCAAGGUGUGGUUUGCCCUGCAAGGGGAGAUGUCGGCCAUGGUGACCGCAUACCCCCGAGAGCAUACCAGGCUGCUGCCUUAUGUCAAGCAGCUGGUGCUUGGUAGCCACCCUGAGUGGGCAGACAACGUCCGCGUGGGCGUGUCGACCAACUUCAAUAAGCUUUGCGGCAUGGAGAUGUGCCAGACUCGCGACGUCGAGCAGCGACUGGACGCCCCCGGCGUGCGGGAGCUGUACAACUCGGUUGAUUUUGUGGGCAUCAGCGCCUACCCGCGUUUCAAGUACCGCAUGUCUGACAUGGAGGACAGCACGCAGAUGUUUGACCAGGAGCUCAAGCUGUUUGGCGUCGACCUGGCCAACCUCAUCAAUGUGAAGCAGAAGGAGUUCGUUUACAACGAGUUUGGCAUCGGCGGCGGCGCCUCCGUCUCGGGCGACUCCCCCGCGCGCACCGUGGCGCAGGCGUCGGACGGGCCGUUCUUCGGGGUGUAUGGCCCCUACACGCGCAAGCUUGAUCCCUGGCGCCUGUUCCUGCCGCUCAACGUCCUGGUGGGCACGCGCAACUACAUGUACGACUGGUGGACCGCCGCAACCGUGUGGUUGGCCAGGAAGGGCGGCCCCACCUGGCGCGUGGACCACGUUUUUAUGUGGAACCUCAACUCCUGGGACCUGCAGGGGAUUCACAUGGAGUCCACGACUAAGGAGGGCAGCUACCGCGACGACACAGUCUACAAGAUCAUCCGCAGCCACAACCUCAAGACGCGCGGGCUCGUGGGCUACGACACACCAGGCUCCAUCCCGCCUUACUAA